AUGGACAACGAAAAUUCGGGACAAAGUGUUCUUGAUACUGUUCUCAAAGCUAACGAAAAGAUCAAAAUGGACAGUAAUGAUGUUGAAGGAGAGCAUAUUACAAGUAAUAAUAGCCCAAUGAACGCAAUGACAGAAAUGCUUCAGAAUAACGUAUCAAGCAUUCAGAGUUCUUUUAGUACAGUGUACGCGACACUCGCAGAAAAUCUUAAACAGUCGCUGGAAAUAACGCGUGCCAUGAACUCUGCAAUGGAGCAGUUGCUGACGUCUAAUUGUCGUAUUGAAACGAAAAUCGUACCGAUUCAUAAAAACGAAUCUGCCAAGAAAGAAGAAAAAGAUCAAACUAUACCAAGUUUACUCGAAAUCACGGUAUCGAACGCUAGUCAAUUUCCUAUAGUGAAUGGCUCAUUAAAAUUGAUUUUUGUGAAUCAGUUCAGUAAAAAGGAAGAGAUUGUAGUACUAGAAUGCAUUGGCUCAAUAACAAGAAAAAUUAAUGACGAAUCUUGGGAUCAACACGGGAAUGAUAAUGGUUCUAAAUUUAUUAUUUCCCCAUUUACAAAAAUAACUGAAACUUUUCGAAUAAUACCACCAGAUUUUGCUCCGUAUAAUGUCAAGAUUACCUUAGCUUUUCCAAGUCCUGGCACCCGAAAAAACUUACAAGUCGAACAUAUCUUUGGAAUAUAUUUGAUUGAUCAGUGUGAGAAAUGUCUUCGUGAUUAUGAUACUUCCACAUCUUCCACUUCAUCCACCUUACCAACAUUUUCAGAUUUACCAUCAAAAACAAUAAAAAUAUCACCUAAUAUACUUCGACAAUUAUGGAAUGUACAUCAAAGUGUUGGACUGGAUGAACGACUGUGUUUUGAGUUAAUAGUAACAUCAAAAUCAAAUGAAAAAGACGACAAAACGGAGGAGCAUAGUUUUGUCUUUUCAAUUUUCUUGCGUAUCAAAGAAUGGCAAAAAGCACAAAAUGAAAAAAACGACAAAAGACCACUGAACAAUGUUAUAUGUGAUAUUUAUCUUUAUCCUUCUUUCGACAUCGAUAAUGAACAACAGCAGAAUAAUAAUAACAUCAACUCGAAUACAAUACUUUCUCCAACUAAUUCUCAUAAAAAUUCCACGAUGAUUGCGAUUUUGACGCGUAUUAUCGAGGAAUUGACUAAUUUGUCUUUAUGA
Ambispora gerdemannii is the source of this 1170-nucleotide messenger RNA. The record is from the annotation of a GenBank genome assembly. Lineage: Eukaryota; Fungi; Glomeromycota; Glomeromycetes; Archaeosporales; Ambisporaceae.